This is a messenger RNA of Hansenula ciferrii, 1290 nucleotides long. RefSeq names its product Uba4p (gene UBA4). Gene Ontology annotation, molecular function: thiosulfate-cyanide sulfurtransferase activity; URM1 activating enzyme activity; adenylyltransferase activity. Lineage: Eukaryota; Fungi; Ascomycota; Saccharomycetes; Phaffomycetales; Wickerhamomycetaceae. Gene Ontology annotation, biological process: tRNA wobble position uridine thiolation; protein urmylation. Gene Ontology annotation, cellular component: cytosol; cytoplasm. The record is from RefSeq and is a predicted model, not a curated record. The coding region runs from base 1 to 1290 and encodes 429 amino acids. The transcript has a single exon.
AUGGGUCAAGAAGAUAUAAAGAAUGAGCUUGAGAAGCUUAGACUUGAGAAUGAAAGGCUUAGAAAAGAAUUAGCUUCGAAAGAUUCUAAUCAAAUCAAUGAAACUUAUACUCCGAAUUCAUCAGAUUUCACACUUGAUGAAUACAAGAGAUAUGGUAGACAAAUGAUUGUUCCACAAGUUACAAUAGAGGGCCAAAAGAAGUUGAAGAAUGCAAAAGUACUCGUCAUCGGUGCUGGUGGUCUUGGAUGUCCAGCGUUACUAUAUUUGGGAGGGGCCGGUAUUGGUAAAAUUGGUAUAGUUGAUGAUGAUACAGUUGAUAUUUCAAAUUUACAUAGACAAGUUUUACAUACAACUGAUAAAGUUGGUGAAUUCAAAUGUGAAUCUGCUAAAUCAUAUAUAAACAAAUUGAAUCCGCAUGUUGAGGUUCAAACUUAUCCAUUUAGAUUAUCAACAUGUAAUGCAUUUGAAAUAUUUGAACAAUAUGAUUUAGUCCUAGAUUGUACAGAUUCUCCAUAUUCAAGAUAUUUAAUUUCAGAUGUUGCUACCAUUACAAAAAUUCCUGUUGUUUCUGGUUCAGGUUUGAAAACUGAAGGUCAGUUAUCUAUAUUAAAUUUUGAAAAUAAAGGGCCAUGCUAUAGAUGUUUUUACCCUAAACCACCACCACCAAAUAGUGUUACUUCAUGUAAAGACGGUGGUGUUAUUGGUCCAGUAAUUGGUCUUAUGGGUGUUAUGAUGGCUCUUGAAACUAUUAAAGUUAUUGUGGGUAGUUAUUCAGAUGGAAAUUUCAAACCAUUUUUAUCAAUAUAUUCUGGUUAUGAACAACAAAGUAUUAAAACAUUCAAGAUGAGAGGACGUAAAGCUGAUUGUUUAACAUGCAGUGGUCAAAUCACAAAAGAAAUAAUAACAAAAGGUGAUAUAAAUUAUGCAGAAUUUUGUGGUGUUGUUAAUUAUAAUGUAUUGAAACCUGAAGAAAGAAUCUCAAUUGAAGAAUAUCAUAAAUUAGUUGAAUCUGAUCACGUUCUUUUAGAUGUUAGACCACCUGAACAUUUUCAAAUUAUACAUUUACCAAACUCUGUUAAUAUCCCAUUAGACCGUUUGAAAAGAAUUGAAAGCUUGGAGAAUUUAGGUUUUGAUUCAACCAAAAACAUUUAUACAAUUUGUCGAUUCGGUAAUGAUUCUCAAUAUGCUUCAAGAUAUCUUAAUGAUACUUUCGAUUUGAAAACUAAAGAUAUAAGUGGUGGUCUUUUCCAAUGGUCAAAUAAAAUAGAUCCAAAAUUCCCAACUUAUUAA